CGUAGACUGCACAUCACAUUCCAGCCACUGCAGCUGCCGCACCAUGGGGAACGCAUUUAUCCCCAAGCGCCGCACGAAGCGAGGGUCACGGGUGCUCACUCGCGGGUUGCAUCCUUGCCGUAUCGAAACUCCACUUCAUGGGAUGGGGCCAGCUGGGGCAGGACUCUAUCAGCUUGUAUUUGAGGCUCAGAUCGCCCCGUGGAACCUGUAUAUUGGUUAGCUUUUCCUUGGGGGGUGUUUUCAUCACACCGUAUCGAUCAUCCGUCUGCAAAUCGGACUGCAGAACAGAAACCUAACGACUCAACACGAUGCGUCACCAACCGAAUUGCUACUACUGCACGCUCGGCGCCGCGCCCUCGGGCAGCCCCCGCGACAUCCGCGUGGCGUAUUUCGCCGCGUCCCGGUUGGCACAUCCGGAUCGUUGCCCCGCGUCGAAGAAGAGGGAGUGUACUCAGCUUUUCCAGAAGGUGGCUUUGCACUAUGUGAUGGGGUGGUGGCUGUGGCGACCUGACGGAGAAAAAAAGGUCAACGAAGCAUAUCAGUGCCUCAGCAAUCCCGAGAGUAGGAGAAACUAUGAGAUCAGAUGUGGGUUUAGUGGGAUUAAGGGAGAACAGUGGGAUCUUGAACAUGAGCGCAACAAGAACGCCGAGCAGAAGGCGGCUUCAGCGCAGAGGGAGAAACAGAGAAAGGCGAGCGACGCAGCCAAGAACGCGGCGGCCAACGAGAACCCGAAGACGAGGGCCGAGGAGAUAUUCGACAUGCUUUUUGGGAAGUUGAAGAAUAACGAGGCGCUGCCGAAGAAGAUGGAGGAGAGCCGGCGGAGAGAGGCCGAGGAGAUAAGAAGAACAGAGGAGAAAAUACGGAAGGAGGAGCAGGAGGCCGAGGAGAUAAGAAGAACAGAGGAGGAAAUACGGAAGGAGGAGCAGGAGGCCGAAAAGCUCAGAAGAACAGAGGAGGAAAGACCCAAGAAGGAGGACUCAGACUCAUCCUCAGACGAGAGUGAAGAUGAAAACGCAGACUCAUCCCCAGACGAGAGCGAAGAUGAAAACGCAGACUCAUCCUCAGACGAGAGCGAAGAUGAAAACGCAGACUCAUCCUCAGACGAGAGCGAAGAUGAAAACGCAGACUCAUCCUCAGACGAGAGCGAAGAUGAAAACUCAGACAAAGAUAAAGCGGCCAGGAAGGCACAAAGAAAGCGGAUCAAGAAGGAGUGGAUGAAGGCCGAGGCUGAAUGGGAGAGGCAGAUAGAGGAUAGGAAGAGGGAGGAGAGGAGGAGAGAGGAGAGGAGGAGAGAGAAGAGGGAGGAAGAGGAGAGGGAGGAGGAGAGGAGGAGAGAGGAGAGGAAGAAAGAGGAGAGGGAAGAGGAGAGGAGGAGAGAGGAGAGGAAGAAAGAGGAGAGGGAAGAGAAAAGGCGGAAUCGACGCCAAUUGGAGUUCGAAUAUCCGACACCAUAUUUCUCCAGCAGAGGCUGUCCUCCCAGCACUUCGAGUGGUGCCCGGUGGUCGCGCGAAGAGGAGAUAUUCAUGAAGACUCAAAGGACGGCCGGUCUUUCAUGGUACAAUGUUGCGGUGGCGGUGAAUGACAGAUUUCACACUGGCCGCUCGGUCAGUGCCUGUUCAUCCAAGUGGUACGCAUGCCGCUAAGAACUGUAAAUUAGACUCGUGUGCGUAUCGGAUUAACACUGUGAGCUGGCUCAGCGUGUUGAUGCUGUAUUGGAUGAUUCGGAGAAGAUGGCUUGGAGUAUGGGGGGUUUCUCACAUUUAGUUAGCGUUCAUCGCUGUUUCUCGCGCUCAUGUAUUUACUGGAAUUGUACGUACAUAUGUUCAUCGAAGCACGUGUCAUACAAUCGGCACUCUACACU
Molecule: messenger RNA, 1861 nt
Organism: Tricharina praecox
Lineage: Eukaryota; Fungi; Ascomycota; Pezizomycetes; Pezizales; Pyronemataceae
Exons: 3
Coding region: 309-1643 (444 amino acids)
Source: RefSeq, a predicted model, not a curated record